UUCAUAAGAAGUUGUAAAAAAUAAGAACAAGUCGCGUGCCACACGUCUUAUACACUCAACAUGCACCCCCCAUCGCAUUGGUUAUUCACCCUCACCACCAAAACGAACAACACGCCAAGUAGUUUCGUAGAAAUCCUCAAAGCCUCUCAGAGUCUCACUUGUAAGUUGGCUACACCCAACCGGAUAUACCAGUCUGCACGGUCUGAUCAACUCGGAUGGAUCUUCUAUCUCCUGUUCACUUUUUUGGUCAUUGUCCAUUCGCUGGCCAUCGUCGCGAGUAUCUGACACGGUUACAAGUCGAUCGUCAAAGACGGGCGAAAUGUCGCCAUCGUCGCAGCCGUAAACACUUUCAACUUUAAUUGUGAAGACUCUUAAAAACAAAAAAACAAGAACAAGCCAGGUGGAUGAAAGGGCUGUGAAACAGUUUCGUCGCACCACGCAGUGAAAUUCCGAAAAAAAUUGCCAACAGCUUCUAGUGUAUAGCGUUCCGCAAGAAAGAAGAUGAAGAUACGGGCUGCUGCUGAGGGUCUCUGAUCAGCAGCUCAUCCUGAUCUGCUGGUCUAAGCGAAUCUCGUGACAGUUGCCAACCAUCAAGGGUCGAGCCAACAUGCCGAUACCUUGAUCUCCACUGUUGUACGCAGCAACUUUAAUACAUUUAAAAUUUAAGAAUUUUAACAUUCCCCCCUAAAAAAAAAAUGUGGCGAGAAUUUCUCAUGAAGAUGCGCUCAAGGGAUUCUUCCCAAAGGUCCGAGAACUGCUCAAGUGAUAGCGACAGUGAGGGAACGUGUGAUAGUGAUUAUUCCGGCCUAAGCGGUCAUUACAGCUUCCGCAAUCAAGAGAAGGAUAAUAACAGUGCUGAAUUCAAAAGGACUCAAACUAAGCGAUUCAAUGGAAGUCGAUUUCUGCAGAGUCACGUUGAGACGGAAUCGACGUCCAACAGCGCAGUCAUCAUGUCGGGCGUUGUCGACCAAGAGUCUUGCAAUACCUGGCGUGAAAAAUUCGAGUUUACCUUGUCGCUCAUCCGUGAGCCGAGGUACCUUCUGGCCGAGACACUUGUGGCCGAGCAACUCAAACUGACCCUUAAGCAACAAGCUUAUAGACUGGAACAAAUUUUAGUACGCCAGACAAUUGACGAACAUCAAAAGAAAUCCACAGAGUCCCCGUCAGAAGCAGCAGGAGCAGCAACAACAACAGCUUCAACCACCACAACCAACAAUCACGGUAAAUCUUCUUCCACCAGCAGCAGCAGGCGAGCUGACGGAGAUAAAGCCGGUGCGGAUAUUGAGUCGUUAAAGAAACAAUUGUUAAUUGUCGACCAGCGACUAGCCACCUUGACCGGACGACUGGAAGUACUUAAAGCAGUUCAACAAGUUCUGCCAACUGUUCCUUCCGGCGCUGAAACAAAUUCCGAAACCGACGAGCCGGAUUCGUUGGAAACGGCAAAGGAUGUUACGUCACCGAUGCACAGUGUAACCGGAACAAUCCGCCAGCAGAAGAAAGGCGUCGGUAAAAUAACCAGUUCCAACACACAAUCGGCCAAUGAAAGCGAUUUGUUGGCCUUAUUACAACUGGAACGCCUAGCCCAGCAAGCCAGCCGACGUGAUUACGAACUACUGCGGAAGCAGUACCAACGGCUCAAAGAGGAAUUGGAAUGGCGUGAUUCGGGUCACGGCGAUGAUUUUGGCGAUGCUGAAUUGUCAUCGGAACUCAUCAGUGAUCGGGACCGAGAUUCAGACAGCGUUCAAAUGAAACCCUGCGUGGCCCUCAAGAGUUGGACGUGGCGUAGCAGCAGUACAGCCAGCCGACAAUCGGCGGCUACCAUCCGGCAGAGCCACCGAGGCGACAACACUUCCACCUGCUCAUCUUUGGAGUCGACGUCACUGGCCAGAGAAAACAAACAUUUGUGGAACGAGGUACACGCAAGAGACAGAAUCAUCGCUCAGUUGCGGUCGGCAAUUGCUGAACUGGAACCCGUCACCGAGAACGCACGAGCCGAAGCCGCACAAAGCGACAUGAUCAACAAGGAGCUCGAUAGAAAAAACCAGGAAUUACAAAUGGUCAUCAACAAUCUAACGGCCAAUAUCGAGGCAUUAAGAGCAUACCAAUUAACAGAGCAGCACACCCAUGACAAGGCAUUCAUAAGCAGCGACGACAACAUCCAGCGAAAGCGGACUUACAAAGUGAAUGAGAACAAGGAAUUUGUCCAGAUGCGUGGUCUGAUUGCCGAGCUUCAACAGAAGGAAAAUGAGUACAAAGCCAGGAUAGAACAAUUGGAGAAGGUGUUGCGUCAGUCCAAUUCUCUGCCCGAAGUUCCCAACUUGGAGGAACUCGAACGACACGUCACUCACAUGGAACAAGAGCUGGAAAUGAAAAACGAACGACUGGCGGCUUUCGAACAAUACGUAGCCGCAAAAGAGGAAGAGCACUCUACUCUGAAACGUGACCUAGAAACGUUGCAGGAAGAAAACAGCCGACUGAAAUCCCAAGUCGAAGAAACCAUCUACCGUGACAGAGAGAGUAACACCGAAAAGUUGGAACAAUUAGGUCGGGAAUUACAGCAGGCAAUGGAGGCCAACAAACGCUUGAUAGAAGACAUCAACCGUGAGCGUGUGUUACGUAAAAAGUAUUUCAACACGAUCGAAGAUCUCAAAGGUAAAAUCCGAGUCUACUGCCGGCUUCGACCGUUAACCCCGGUGGAGCAGAGAGUUCAGCACUCGGUGGCUGAUGUCGUCGAUCCCUACACGCUCGUCAUAAACACUCCAAAAGGACCUAAAGAAUUCCAUUUCGAUCGCGUGUUUCUGCCAGACGACACGCAAGAAACCGUCUUUGAAGACACGCAUACACUCGUCCAGUCAGCUUUCGAUGGUUACAAUGUCUGCAUAUGCGCGUACGGACAAACCGGUAGCGGGAAGACACACACGAUUAUAGGCGACGACGUCCAUCCCGGAUUGGCCACUCGAACGUUUCAGCGAAUUUUCCAACUAGCCAACGAUCACCAAGCUCAAUUUGAUGUCCAAGUUUCUUGUUCAAUGUUGGAACUUUACAACGAUAAACUCAUCGAUCUCCUACGCUUAAGCGAUCAAGCCGAGGUAAAAUUGGAGAUCAAAAAAGACAAGCGCGGUAUCGUGUGGGUGCAAGGCUCACGAAUAUCUCCCGUUGCCAACGCCAACCAGUUGUCAGACUUGUUCCAUCGCGGUCUCAGCUCGCGUCACACGGGCUCGACUCGCAUGAACGAUCGUAGCAGCCGGUCGCAUCUGAUAGUCAGCAUCAACAUCGAGUGCACAAGUCGGCUGCACGGCACCGUCAUCCGCGGAAAGGUUAGCCUGCUCGAUUUGGCUGGCAGCGAGCGUUUCGCCAAAUCGGGAUCAACUGGGGACCAGCUCCGGGAAGCUUCUUCAAUCAACAAAUCGUUAUCAACUUUGGGCGACGUCAUCUCCGCUUUAGCCAGUGAGCAGCCCCAUACGCCCUACCGAAAUAGCAAACUGACAAUGUUAAUGCAAGACUCGUUGGGCGGAAACGCUAAAACACUUCUCUUCGUCACCGCCUCCGUUGCCGCCUUCAAUCUAGACGAGACGUUAACGUCACUGACAUAUGCUUCCCGCGCCAAAGCUGUCACUAAUGCAGCCCAGAAGAAUGCCGAUUGCAAGGAGAUUGCACGCCUCAAAGCGAUUAUUCAGAAACUCCGACGAGGAGAGGAUGACGUCGAAGACACCAGUUGAAGAAUUUUUGGGAGACUUUUGUUCUUUUUAUUUUGUAAAUUAGAGCAUGUUCAUACAAACAUUUCCAGCGGA
This is a messenger RNA of Daphnia pulicaria, 3791 nucleotides long. RefSeq names its product kinesin-like protein KIN-14E. The record is from RefSeq and is a predicted model, not a curated record. Gene Ontology annotation, molecular function: microtubule binding; ATP binding; microtubule motor activity. Gene Ontology annotation, biological process: microtubule-based movement. Lineage: Eukaryota; Metazoa; Arthropoda; Branchiopoda; Diplostraca; Daphniidae. Bases 696 to 3719 code for a protein of 1007 amino acids. The transcript is spliced from 12 exons.